GAUUACUUGUUUAUGCAGACCUAUCUAUCUUCUCUGUUUCAUCAAUCUGGCAGUUUAAAUACCUCAAUGUAUGCCUUAAUAACAUAUGCUGUUUCUCAAUAGUGAAAUUGUCAGGGUUGCAGUUUAAAAGAGCUGGAUGAGUCAGAUAGGGAAGUCCGAGUGUUUGGCAGGAUGUGGUAUUCCUUUCUGAGAAGUUACGGUUCUGAGAGGAAACUGAUCAUGUUCAAGAUUACAAGAAUUUACAUUUAGUGUAGAGGAGAGAAAAUCACACCUUGAUGGCUUCCCUGGACACUUAAAUAAGAAUGUUUAUUAGGUGUAGGAAUGUUAUUGUACUACCACAUUCAGUGGUGAAAGUAAAUUUAUGUACCUAAGUUAAGCCAUCUAAAGUUGAUCUGAAUUUCACUCUGCAGUUUUUGGUCUGUCUGAUAGAAGAAAGCUAGCACAGAUGACAUGCCUCUCAUUCAUGUAGCUCAAGUUUAUCUAGAUGAAUCUUAUUCUUGAAUCAGCAAUGUCUCUUGCUGCAGAGAAGGCCUACGGAGUCCUAGGCUGCAUUAGGGGAAGUGUUGCCACUGGUCGGAUGGAUUUCAGGUAUCUGUGCUUGAGCAGGGGAGUUGGACAUUUAAAAACUUGCUGAGGAAACACGAAUAUAUUUUAUUUGUCCUUUUGGACAAAUUAUUAGACGUAGAUAUGCUCAAUAAAUUAGCUGUUUAGAUGUGGUUACUGUAAUGGCACAGGAGACAAAGUUGUGCCUCCUAUUUGACAGUCCUUUAUAGCUGAUAUUUUGAACAUUUGAAGUUUAGAUGAAUUGUUUAACAAAUUUGAAGACAGAUUUAUUGUAGUUCCAUUUUAAGGAGAGUGCCUAUGUCAAUAAUAGUAGACUCAUUCCUUUAUUGCAAUGUGGGCUUACGUACUUAACUCAUAUUUCUACUACUUACAUUGCUCACAGGGACUGUGUCAUCAUUGCAUUCGUUUCAGUUCAUAAAUAUAUUCUUGCAAGUCAUCAGUGCUCAUACAACAGACUGAUAACUGUUCAUCGGUCUUCUGCUUCGGAUCAGUGACAUUAACAGUACUUUCCUUCUAGUAUCUGAAUAGUGCACAGACUGGCUUAAUUUGCUUUGAACUUCAUAGUUGUGCAGGAUUUGUUUCAAUACUCCUCCCAAUACCGAGCCAAUACCUCAAUAUAUGACAUAUGGACUCUCCUGGCUCCUCAAAGACUGUGCUUCCACUGGCAAGUAAGAAAAGGAGAAAGGCGUUAACAUUUUUGCUACGUUUUAACACACAUUUGAAUAAGAAACCUCCCAGAAUCCUAUAUAAAGGACUUCCAAAGACUCAGUCUGUUAGUAACCCCUACUGGAAUCAUAUAAGGUGAUGAAGAUGGAGACAGGAGAUGAAAUUGCUAUUGUGGGAAUAGCAUGCAACUUUCCCGGAGGUGAAGGAAUUGACAAUUUCUGGAAAGUGCUGGAGGAAGGCAAAAACUGCACAGUAGAAAUACCCCCAGAGAGAUUUAAUACCAAAGAGUGGUAUGAUCCAGACGGUAACAAGCCGGGAAAAAUGUAUACAACACGAGCUGCUCUUCUCAAUGAAUUUAACACAUUUGACAACCACCUUUUUGGAAUCAAUAGUGUGGAAGCUGAAAGCAUGGAUCCACAACAGAAAUUACUUUUAGAAUGCACAUACAAAGCGCUAGAGGAUGCAGGAGUCCCUGUAGAAGCCAUCAGUGGCACCAAAACAGGUGUUUUUGUUGGUCUUAUGAAUCGAGACUUUGAAAUCAUAACAAGCAAAUCAGUAAGUGAAAUAAAUCAUUAUGCUGGUACAGGAUCAGCAAUGAGCAUAGCUGCUAACAGGGUCUCCUUCACGUUUAACCUGACUGGACCAUCACUGACAAUUGACACUGCCUGCUCGUCAUUUCUUUUUGCUCUGCAUUAUGCCUUGCAAGCAAUUAAAUCAGGAGAUUGUGAGGCAGCUAUUUGUGGUGGUGUGAACAGCAUAAUAGAUCCCCGCACCUUUGUGUCUCUCAGUAAAGCAAAAAUGAUCUCUCCAGAUGGAAUGAGUAAACCCUUCUCCAAAAAGGCAGAUGGCUAUGGAAGGGGAGAAGGCUGUGGUGUUGUUUUCCUCAAACCACUGAAAAAGGCAAUGGAAGACCACAGCAAAAUCUGGGGUGUUAUAAACAUCAGUGCAGUCAAUCAGAAUGGUCGGUCUAUAACGCCAAUCACAAGGCCGUCCCAAGUAGAGCAGGAGAAGUUACUGCGCAGCAUUUAUGAAGGUCGCGUAGAUCCCUCAGUUGUGCAGUACAUUGAAGCCCACGGGACAGGAACUGCUGCUGGAGACCCCACGGAAGCUGCAAGCCUUGGUAAUGUCAUUUGUAAAAACAGACCUUCCCAAGUUCCUGCUCUGAAAAUUGGUUCGGUGAAAGGAAAUAUUGGCCACACUGAGUCAGCUGCUGGAGCAGCAGGUUUGAUCAAAGUGCUCCUGAUGAUGCAUCACGGGAAGAUUGUUCCAUCUUUGCAUUACUCAAAGGAGAUGAGCAGCAUCGAUACAGAGAAGCUGAACCUUGCCAUUCCCACUGCGGUUGAGCCCUGGGAAGAUUCCAGUGAGUAUGGAAGAGUAGCUGGCAUCAACUGCUUUGGAUUUGGAGGAACCAAUGCCCAUGUUGUAGUCAGGCAGGUUAAGCAGCCAGAGCCUCUUCCUGCCUAUAAGAGGCCGCUGGAAUUAGUCCUGCUGUCUGCAGCGUCAGCUAAGUCCCUUCAGAUGACAAUGGUAGACACGGCUGAGCAUCUGAGUACAAGAAGCUGCAUAAGUCUCCCAAGCCUGGCCUAUACAUCUGCCUGCAGAAGAAGCCACAUCAACUACCGGUAUCGAAAAUCAUUUGUGGCAAACUCUCUCCAACACUUGCAGCAAGAAGUUAUGUCAGCAGCAAGCACUGACUUUGGCAUGUCAAAGGUGGAGCCUCAACUGGUGUUUGUAUUCUGUGGCAACGGUGUAACAGUGAAGGAGUUCAGUGAGGCACUGCUGAACUCAGAGCCGGUGUUCAGGGACAAGUGUAAGGAAAUAGAAGCGCUCUUUCAGAAACACGCUCCCAUCAGCCUUCUGCCAGCAAGAGGUCGCAGCUCAAAGGAGUUGCUGAAUCCAGAACUCUCCCAGCCCAUGCUUUUUGCCCUGCAGGUUGCCUUAGCUUCUCUUCUGAAGUACUGGGGCAUUAAGCCAGUUGCAGCAGUUGGCCAUUCCGUGGGGGAAGUUGCCGCAGCACAUUUUGCUGGGUACCUUUCCCUGGCAGAUGCGGUCAAAGUGAUUUAUCACCGGAGCAGGCUGCAGGCAAAGACUGCCGCGGGCAGAAUGCUGGUGGUUGGAAACAUCCCCGUUCAAGAGAUUGCUGAAUAUCUGCGUUCCAACUUGGGAAGGGUGUGCAUUGCAGCUUUCAACAGCCCAGUUUCCUGCACCUUGUCUGGAAAUCCAGACGAUGUGGACUUGGUCCAGAAAGAUUUAGCAGAAGCCUUCAGCCACAGAAACAUCUUUCUUCAUGUUUUAAAUGUCCCAGCUGCCUACCACAGCCCUAGCAUGGAUGUGAUACUUGGGGAGCUGGAGCGGAGCAUAGAUCCUUUAGAAGAACAGAAAGGUGACAUUGAAGUAAUUUCAACACUGACGGGGGCAGCGGCUUCUGCAAAUGACUUCUCUCGUGGCAAAUUCUGGGCCCAGCAUACCCGUGAGCCCGUUGCUUUCUCUCAAGCCAUAGAAACUGCAGCUAGAGGCUGGGAAAAUGUAGUGUUUGUUGAAAUAAGUCCUCAUCGUGUGUUGCAGCGAAAUAUCAAGGAGACUCUAGGAAAAGUCACUAAGGUGUUCUCUUCUUUGCAGUCUGAUUCAGAGUAUCAGGUACUCUUUAGCUUGGUAGGAAAUCUGUUUGAGCUGGGCUAUAAUCCCAACUGGCAGCACUUUUAUGAAGGAUAUCAAAGUGUUCCAGUGACCAUUCCACGGUAUCAAUUUGAUCGUAAAAGAGCUGUGCCCUCUCUGGAUACCCAUCAGCAAGCAAAGCCAAGUGAUGUCAGCUCCAGUCAUCCUUUGAUUUAUGUAAGCAACAGUGACAACACGGAGUUUGGCAGCCUGCUCUCCCAGGAAACAACAUCGUAUUUAUAUGAGCACAAGAACAAUGGUGUGGCUUUAGUUCCUGGUGCUUUUUAUGUGGAGCUUGCUCUGGCCUGCGUGAUGAACAGGUCAAAACCUAAAGUGCCUCUGAGUGCUUGCCAGUUGAGCAUCAGUUUUUCAGCACCAUGUGUUCUCACACAGAGUUCCCAAGUCUUGAAUAUCAAGCUGAGUCCACAAAAAGCAGUGACAACCUUUGAGAUACUCUCUUCCUCCAAUGCACUUUAUGCUUCUGGCCAAGUGAGAAAGGUGCCUGAGGCUGAUGUGGAAGAAAGCACCAUCUCAUUUCAAGAGGUCUAUCACAGAUGCACAUCAGUGAUUAGCACAGAGGAGGUCUAUGAAGCACUGUCUCAGGUUGGCUUUCAGUAUGGUUCCAUAUUCAGGCAACUCAGGGAUGUGCAUUAUUGCCAGGAACUAAAGGAAGCUAUAACAAGCAUCAGGGUGAACAAGGAGACCCUCGGGGAGAUGUACAGCUACUGUAUCCAUCCAGUGCUGCUGGACUGUUUCAUGCAGAUGACUGCCGUCAUGAUCUCCAGGACGCAGCAGUCCAGAGCAGGCUUUCCUUCAGGAAUAGGCAGCCUGGUGUUGCUGCGACCUCUGGAGGAAGAAAUGAUGAUAUAUAUGAGAACAAGCAAAUCCAUUGGGAACUGCUUUGAGGUCUGUGGCUGCUUCAUGGACAAACACGGGUCCGUUUUGGCUGAACUCAAGCGUGUUGCCAUCACUUUCAUGAAGCCAGCAUCUUCCAGAGACAAUGAAUUCAUGUUUGAAAACAAGUGGUCAGAAAUCUCUCCAUCAAAGAUGACUGGCCGUUUAGAAGCAGUGCCUAGAGUCCUAGUGUUUGCUGACAAGUUUGGGAUAGCUGAGCAGCUCAGAAAAUAUUUGCAUCCUGAUUCCAGAUAUGUUAUGUAUGAAGACUGGGAAUCCCUCUUGGAUGACCACGCAGGGAAUAAGAUGAAAGCAGAGGUUGAGGAUUAUGAUGAAGUUCUCUUCCUGUGGGGAAUUCAGAAGGUGAAUGAAGAGUUCCCAAGUAAAGCAGUAGACCAACUCUCAAAGUGUUGUGAAGCCUAUCGCCAAGUUAUCGUGGCAUUAAGAGAGAAAGGGUCUCACUGUUCAAUCCGAGUGAUCAGCUACAGAACAACAGAAAGAAAUGUAGACCACGUUAACUGUGGGUUUGUAUUGCAUGGCAUGACCAGAACUUGUGUUGUUGAAGUUCCAGAAAUCACUUUUCAGAUAAUCGACCUCAGCUCUUCCAGCUCCCUGGACAUCUCAGCAUUAUCAGAUGUCCUUGUCAAAUACAGAGGUAAUGAUUAUCCAGAAAUCUACAUCAGCCAAGGAAGAAUUUAUGCAUCGGAAAUCAAACGCACUCCGUUUGUAGAUGCAGAUUACAGCCAGCACGUAAGGUCUGUCCAGAAUUCCGAAGCAUUCACUUUGUACACUGCUGAUCCAUACUCAGCAAAAGACUUGUCUGCUGAACUAUUCACCAGCACUGCUACUCACCUGGAAAAUCAAAGUGUUGAAAUUCAAGUGGAUAAGAUAUGCAUUCACUCUGAAGAUUAUUUUCCCAUUAGCGUUUCUAGUCGUAACUUUGGUAAUUCGCUCUACUGGAAUUCCCAAGCAGCAGACAAACACAGACUUUUAGCUCUUGAUUUCAGUGGCACAGUCACAGCAAUAGGCACAGCUGUGAAGAAAAUAAAAGUGGGUGAUCAUGUGGUUUCAUGUUAUCCAGCUGGUGCAUCAUCUAGAAUUCAGGUCCCAGGAGCGGUUUGUUUAAACGUAAAGAAAUUUCCAUGCUUUCAAAGCGUCCCUUGUGUGUCCUACUUCAUCGUUGCAUGGGAGAUCUUAAAUCAGAGACUACCCAAGGGGAAAUAUGGCAGAACUUUGGGUAUUAUUUCUACAGAACCAUCAUCAGUUAUUUGCCGUGUUCUUUCUGUGGCAGCAGAAGAGGUGGGCUGGAAAACAGUACUUGCAAGGCCCACUCCUGAUAUGCUGCAGCACAUAAAGGCAUGCAAUGCCCUUGUUGUUCUUCCUCCAGCAGGCAGACUGUCUCAGGAGGAUUUGGCUCACAUGUACAGUCUGAAAGAUGUGGUGAUAGUAUGUGGCCAUCAACAAUCGGAAUGUAUUCAGAAUGUCAGUGGGCUUGAUCAUGAAAAUAUCAGCUUUCAUAUUGUCAUUCUUAGCAGUAUCUUCCAGAAGGCAUCUCUAAAGGAACUCCAAAAGGCUGUGCAAGUGUGGAUCAGUUCUUUAGAUAUGAAACGGUUUAGAUAUCUGCCAGGCUCUGUCUUUCAGCAAUCUGAGAACUUUGAAAGGCUGCAGUCUGCAAUGUGCUCCUUUACCUGCAAAUCUGUCCCACUUGCUGUACUGAGAAAGCAGAAAGACAACCCCGUUGUUUCAGAUAUCCCAUUGUAUGAAUCUAAGAAGAAGAUAUUUAAGCAGAAUGCUGUUUAUGUAGUAGCAGGGGGACUUACUGGCCUUGGCUUUGAAACUGUGAAAUUCAUAGCGGCAAAUGGAGGAGGGUGUAUUGCAAUCCUCUCCAGGAAAAUUCCGAGCAAGGAGAAACAAGAUGAGAUGAAGGAUUUGCAGCUGAAAUAUGAAGGCAGCAAAAUAGUGUUUGUGCAGUGUGACAUUACUUUGACCAGUGAUGUUGAGGAAUCUUUCCAGAUCAUCGUAAAAUUAUUUCAAGGUUGUCCAAUCAAAGGUGUCUUUCAAAGUACUGUUGUUUUACACGAUGGUCGCCUUGAAGUUCUGAAGUUUGCUGACUUUCAGAAAGUGCUGAGCCCCAAAGUGGCUGGGACCCUAAAUCUUCACUGGGCUACAAGAGGCGAACAGCUUGACUACUUUGUGUGCUACUCCUCUGUUACUUCCUUUCUAGGAAACUCCACACAGGCAAACUACGCAGCUGCAAACUCUUUCCUGGAUGUCUUCUGCCUCUACAGGAGGAACUGUGGUCUUUCGGGCCAAUCCAUUAACUGGGGUGCUUUGAACCUCGGCAUAUUGCUCAAUCAAAACCAGAUUCAAAACAUUCUGGGAUCCAAGGGCAUAGAUAUCCUGGAAGUGCAUGAGAUUCAUGAGUAUCUCAAGAAGAGCUUACUUUCAAAUAACCCUCAGCAAGCUGUUGUCAAGUUAAAUUUUAAAACUUUAUUAAAUCAUGUUUUUAUUCGCAUUAUUUCUCUCAAAAAUCGGUUUACUUCACUCAUGUUAGAAGAAUUUGGAGGCAAGCUUGAAACCUCUGAGAAAUCUCAAGUCCAGGAUACUGCUGCAGUCAAGUCUGAAGACUAUAUUACCUCAGUGAUGGCUGAUCUCACUGGACUAAACCCAGAUGAACUGACCAUGAAUACACCACUAUCAUCAUUGGGCAUAGACUCUAUGUUAGCUAUGACAAUUCAGAACCGCAUCUUCCAAGACAGAAAGGUGGACGUACCUCUUCUGAAACUACUCGAUCCUCACACCACUCUGUCGAGUUUAGUAGUAGUACUAGGAGAAACAACCAAUGCAGAUGGAAUUGUAGAGAAAGAAAUGUAUGCAAUUGCGAGUGGAGAACAUGAGAGCUGGCUGUAGAAAUAAUCUCUUUCAAUAACUGUGUAGCUUUCAAGAUGAAUAGACCCUUUGCAGGAUCUCAGAGUAUGUCAUGGCAGAGGCAAGUUAGAACAUGCACAUACGCUGAAUGUAAUCUGUGUUGCCCCUGAAAGACUCACAUCAGUUUCUCCUGGCAUUGCGCUAACUUUGUUUCUUUGGGAUAGUAGUAUGACAUUAUACUUCUCUUUUAACCUUCAUUUUCAUUAUUUUAAACUGUAAAUAGAUAGUCUAUAUGAAUUUUCCUUGAUGAGUAUGUAUGUUAAAGGCACAUUGUGUAUUUUCUAGCCGUAGUAAAGUGCUGAUUGAAGUGAUGAGUUCACUGUUUGAAAUGGUGAAUGUCUAUGUAAAGGAGCACUGCAUUAUCCCAGUUGUUUGUCAUUAUUACUUUUUUAGUGUACAGUAAUUUUGUGAUUCUUAUUGAAGCUCUAUAAACUGGACAUCUUUUGAAUGACUUUUCUAGAUGUGUAUUUAAGAGGUUUCUGUUUCAACAAUUUAAAAUUUGUAUUUUGCUUCUACAGAAAUAUUAAAAAUGGUCAGUGAAACAGCUGUAUUUUUUGUCUUCUUUUAUGAAAGAGUAUAUAAAUGAAAAUAGUAACAUUUUAAAAGAAAACCAAGCAUCACUUUCAGGGACAGCAGGUAAAUUCCCUGAAGCCAUCUCUUCCAAGCUAAACUAGACCAUUUUCCUAAGCUACUUAUCCACCAGUUCCUUCUGCAACCAUAGGACUCUCUCUGGAUGCAUCCCAUCAGGUCCUAUGAAAUUUUGCUCAUGUUAUCAAGCAUAACAUGACUCUUGCAAUACAAGUGAAAGGGAGAGGUUUAUCCAGCCCCAAAUGUCCUUUUACACAAUAAAGAGAUGCUCUGACUAAUUGCCUGGGGCAGAAGUUAAACUGUGCAGCUCUGAGCACAUUUUCCAAAUAAUAGUUCUCUCUCUUUCCCAUUACUUUAUGCCACUGCUGUGGAGAACAUAUCUGACUAAUUUAAUUUGUGGGUAUACUCAGAUCCGGGGAGGCAGGCAUCUCUGCAGAUUGGCCACACGUAUCAUUUCAGGAUAUGGGUGGAAAAAUUAGUAUUUUUUUCACAGGCUGUGCUAGGGAUGUGAUUAUCUGAUUACCAAACGUGCAUCCUGCUACUGGGAUCCUUCCUCUGAUAAUGGGAUUAAGAGUUUGGAGACUGAGAGCACAAAACCUUUAAAAAUACACCCCAGGUGGUUAAUGUUACAUGAGGUUAAUUGCAAUGACCGAACAACAUUGUCACUAAAAGCUUUCUGUGAAAUGUAGAUACUGACUUCUUUAACAAGUGAUUUAUCUAAUUACUGUCCCGAUUAUGAACAGGACAGUUUUCCAGGCAGAAAGGGCAGCUGCAGCUUUCUGUUAGCUCAUGUUCAGCAGCUUCCAGCUGCUUGCAGAUUUCAGGCCGUCUAAUGUAUCUCUGACGUAGUGUGUUGUCUGCUUGCAUUUCCCACUCUGUCUUUCUGCUUGUAUGUCCUAUAUAUUUGGCAGACAGAAGCAAAAGGGCCUUCAGCUUCCUGCCACUGCUGUGCUCCCCUGUACUGCGAGCUGCUGCUGUAGGGCUGUCAAAUGCUCCCUGCACCAGCUGCAGCUGAAAUGGGCAUCUCCUGAGCCUUUUCAAAAUCAGCUUUCUUAUUGUGCUUCCUGUGUGUGGGCUAUAACGGUCUUGGUUUUAUUCAGAUAUUCUGUCCCCUUUAUGGCAGAUCCUGAGCAGCAACCAAAAGCAAGGCACGUGGAAGGCAGGAGCUGCCCGAGCACCACCUCAGAACACAAGUGCCAUCUGGAGGUGAUGAGAGCCUGGCUUUCCCCACAGUGCGUGGCUGGGUAGUGCUGGCCCAGCAGUAGCAGUUUGGGUAAGAGAAAGCCAGAGAGCAGCAGUGCCAUCAGCCAGCCAGUACUGGUGCUUCAGUCUCAUGGCUGGACAUGGCUUCACCAAGGCUUUGAUCAACAGAUUACUACUCAGUGUGAAGGUGUACGUUAGAUUCUCAGGUAUACUUAACCCAACUUCACUGCCUGCAGUGCUGAAUGUGUGUAACAGCCUGGUAAGCUGGGGAUACAAGCUCUGGAAUCAUUCUGCUUCACAUGAUCCUGUCCAUCUCUGCUUCAGUUUCUCCUCUGUUUCCUAUUUCUCCUCCAGUUUCACAAAAUCUUCUUCAUUUUGGCUUUUAUCAGAGCAAUGCAGCAGCAAUUUGCAAAUCACAUCUUUGUUUUGGAGUAACAACAGGUUUCUCAUGCAUUUUCUUGUCCUUUCAAACAUUGUGUAUGACCAAAGGACAAUGUGAUUGAAGUUGUAAAGCUAUAAUGAGUGAUAAAUAUUGUAUGAAAAUA
Coturnix japonica (Japanese quail) is the source of this 10043-nucleotide messenger RNA. NCBI's taxonomy places the organism in Eukaryota, Metazoa, Chordata, Aves, Galliformes, Phasianidae. The record is from RefSeq and is a predicted model, not a curated record.